This is a messenger RNA of Mercenaria mercenaria, 1843 nucleotides long. RefSeq lists its product as uncharacterized. The transcript is spliced from 3 exons. Bases 36 to 1298 code for a protein of 420 amino acids. NCBI's taxonomy places the organism in Eukaryota, Metazoa, Mollusca, Bivalvia, Venerida, Veneridae. The record is from RefSeq and is a predicted model, not a curated record.
UGCUCUGUGUAAACAUUGAGAUAAAAAAGAUAACAAUGAACGUAUCAGUUGAUCAAAUACGGAAACAACGGAAAUAUUGUUGUAUAUGUAAGGGAGAAUAUAGAGGACAAUUUGUUGAUGGAAGAGUUGUAUCUUUACACCGGUUUCCACAAAAUAAACGACUGAAACGUGUUUGGAUUCAAAGGUGCAGAACAGUCAUGAGAACCUUUGUGUGGAACGAACAUAGACGACUAUGCAGUACACACUUUGUUGGAUAUCGUGGGCCAUCGUUAGAACAUACAUUACCGUCCUUAUUCCCGACAGAAAAUGGAAGUACUAAAGAAUUUACUUCACCGAAACUGGAUGAAAAUCAGAUGGUGAUGGAGAUAGAUGAUAAUGAGGGUAUGAUGGGCGGAAACAGCCAGUGCGACAUUAUCCAAGAUGAAAGCCGAUCUACAUCUGACUCGGACGGCCACAACACUGUUCAUGAUGCAGAUACGAUGAUGGACGUAUCUGUUUCCCUUCAUGAGUACUGUGCAAGUCCAGUGGUCAGAUCUAGGAAAACCGGGAUCAGAUCUUCUUAUGUUCAGACCUAUCCAGACUGCAAGAUGCAAAAAGUACAGACAGAUUUGGUUGAAGUAAAACCAUUGGUUGAUGCCUCAACACAAACAGAACAUUUAAACGAGGACAAGGGUGUUCAGUGUAGACUGCCAAAUUUAACAUACCAUGAUGUUAAAAACAAUGAUGAUACGGUGUGUUUUUAUACCGGUAUACCGAAUGCAAAAGUGUUUGAUGCUUUAUUUGACGAAAUUAAGGACGAGGCAGAAGAAAGGACAUCAAGGAGACAGUUGAAUUACAAUCCAACGCAAGGUGGAAGGCCACGUAUUCUGACAGUUAUUGAUGAGUUUUUCAUGGUGCUGAUGAGACUUCGAUUAGGACUGUUACUGGAGGACCACAGUUUUCGUUUUGGAAUCUCGGCUACACAUUGCAGUGACAUAUGCAAUCGAUGGAUUGAUUUCUUGGCAGUGCAGCUCUCAUUUUUGGUACAGUGGCCAUCAAUGGAUGUUAAUAAAAGGAACAUGCCAACAGUUUUUAAGGAAAAAUUUCCAAAAACACGUAUUAUAAUCGACUGUACAGAAAUAUACACAGAAACACUAAGUUCAUUGAAGUUGAAAUCUUUGAUGUACAGUGAUUACAAGUCUCAUAUAACAUAUAAGGCUCUUGUAGGAGUAAGUCCAAAUGGAGAAGUUACUUUCGUGUCAGACCUUUGGUGUGUAGCAUCAGUGACAAACAAAUUACAAAAGAAAGCGGAUUGUUAGAUUUAUGCAGCGAGGGGGAUGCAAUAAUGGCUGACAAAGGGUUUACCAUAUCAGAUUUAACAACGCCUAAGGGAAUAGAUUUGAUCAUUCCACCUUUCAAGAGAAAAAAGCAAAAGUUUGCGAAAAGGGAAGUCCUUCUCACAAAAGACAUUGCUACUUGCAGAAUUCACGUAGAAAGAGAAAUGGAACGCAUAAAAAACUUUAGAAUUCUUUUAGGUAAUAUUCCAAUUACAAUGGCAGCUCAUGCAUCAAAGGUUUUUAAGAUUUGUACAUUCUUAACAAAUCUGCAGCCAUCACUUGUGCAAAAUUGAUAGGAAUGAAAUAUUUCAUAGAACUCUGCUGUUAAGGUAGACUAGCUGCUAGACUAUGAAAUAUAUUUUAAUGUUUAUUUUUAAAAUUGUGAAUGUAGCCAGUCUAUGUCCUAUAUCAUAUAUGAUAAUAUAACAAACAGUUCUCAGUAAUAAUCACUAAAAUAGGCUCGCAUUUGUCACUAUCACAUAAAUAAAAAGAAAAAACUACGAAAGUUGAAAUUUUGUGACACAUUU